Molecule: messenger RNA, 939 nt
Organism: Chilo suppressalis (striped riceborer)
Lineage: Eukaryota; Metazoa; Arthropoda; Insecta; Lepidoptera; Crambidae
Source: the annotation of a GenBank genome assembly
AUGGAUAGUCUACCCAAGGAUCCUAUAUUGGUCUUUCCUCCUGACACCUUGAAAGUUGUUAGAAAAGAGUAUGACUUGGAUAAACCAGGUGCCAUAGACAGAGCAAUCGAUAUUCUGGAGUUAUGGCUGAAGAAACAGGAUCAUUUCACCAAGAAAGAUUUUAGUCGUGGCUAUCUGGAAAGAAGCAUCAUAAGGGCAAAGGGCUCUGUAGAAAGGUGUAAGGAGCGCCUAGACAAAAUAUGCACGGCGAGAGUAUUGAUGCCCGAACUUUACACCUUUCGGGACGUCAGGGAGUUCGCUGAAUUAGACGAACAAACAACUGAUGCUAUUUUACCAAGACUCACAAAUGACUAUUACAGAGUGUACAUUUUACAAAAUUACGCUCAAACUUUCAAAAGAGAACGGUUUACCGAAUUUUACAUACGUGCGGGUUAUUAUUUGGAAUACUUUUCCGCUUUUGACUACGCAAACGGAGCCGUAGUCGUUUUCGAUUAUAGAAAUUUAAAUAUUUUCGAAUUUAUAAAAUAUCUGGACUUGGUUCAAACAGCACAGCUCCUCAAUCUGGCAUUGAAUGGCUACGGUAUAAGAGUGAAAGAAAUCCAUUUAAUAUCAGCAUCUAGAUUCGUGAAUCUCUUAGUAUCAACGUUCAAACAAAUUAUAUCUGAGAAACUUGCUAAUCGUAUACACGUUCACGCCGAGGCGGACGCUCUUCUCCAGUACAUUGACAAGGAUAUCCUGCCUGUAGAAUAUGGAGGUAGCGAGGUAUCCAUGAAAGAACUCCACAAAAAAUGGGUAGAUGUAUUAAGCACUGAAGACUUCAUGGGGCUCAUAAAGGAAACUUACAGAGCCAAAAUCAAUGAAGCCCUUAGACCAGUUAACAAACUCAACGAUGAAUAUUCAGGAAUGGCCGGAACCUUCCGCGGUUUAAGCGUAGAUUGA